AUGGCACCACACUUUCCUGAACAUUUUACGCAAAAGAAGGAUAUAGUUUCUGAAACUCCCUUUGAAACUUUUAAAAACAAAUCAAAUCAUGAAGACUUUCAAGCUCUUAAUAUAUUCUAUCAAGAAGCAAGAAAUGCCUUCUUUCUAAGAGACUAUGAUUCUGCAUAUUCUUCGUGUGAAGCUGCGAUUUCUAAACUUCCAAGUCUCCCUUUAGUCACCGAAUGUCCUUCUACAAGAAUCAUACAAGUAAAAGUUUGGAAUCUUUAUGUAAAUCUUAUAGCUGCUCUGCUAGGUGAAAGAAAACAAAUCGUGACCAAAGACUUUGAGAUUAAAAAUCUCUUAGAAAAACAGCCUGAGGUAAUUUGUAGAGAGGUUUAUAACAGAGUGGUUAAAGUUGGUUAUGACAAUGAAGAUGGAGAUGUUCCUGGCGAGGUGAUUAUUGCAUGGUGGAUUGCACGUAGUAUAAUAGAAGACUGGAUUGAAAAUACACCUAUUGAUUCAAGAAAUGAUUCAAUGUUAAAGCCAUAUGAAAAAAUUGUGGAAUUAUAUAUCUUACACGUUUUACCGAAAAUGAAAGAUUGGAAUGCUGCGAAUGAAUUUCUUUCUAAAAAUAUUAUCAUAGAUAAUACUUACAAGCAGACUUAUGAACGAGCACUUGUGAAAUUAAAAGACAAGUCCAAUAGGUUAACAUCUCUCAAACAUACUAAAUCAAAAAAGGAAAAACAGAAGAGAGAGGAUGUUAAUGGUCACAAAAAUGGCCUAUCACAUCACCGAAUGGACUUUAGUCAUACAGGUGGAAGUAUAUCAUCAACUAGUCACAAUCAAAAACAUCCACAUAACGGAUCUUCAUCGUCAUCGACUACCACAAUUCGUCAUAAUUCUGCUUCAAAAUCAUCCAUACUAGAUAGAUUCAGAAAUAUUUCGGGAAAUGGCCAAAUUUCGCUAGCAUCAACGAUCAACCGCAUAGCCGACCUCUUUUUGGUUUAUUUGCAAAGAGCUAGAGCAUAUAUGUCCUACCCAAAAAUCUAUCAAAAGACCGUGCUCUUGUUGUUUCUCAUUUCUAUUAUUUUAACUAAUGGUUGGAAUAGAGAAAAGUUACGAGAGAUUAUGGUCAAAGGAAUGGUCAAACUAUGGGCAACCGUGAAGGCUG
Molecule: messenger RNA, 1150 nt
Organism: Dentiscutata erythropus
Lineage: Eukaryota; Fungi; Glomeromycota; Glomeromycetes; Diversisporales; Gigasporaceae
Source: the annotation of a GenBank genome assembly